AUUGCUGAGGAAGGCUCUCACAGGCGUGGAAGGGCUGCUAUUCUUAAGCUAGAACUCAGAGCAGCACAGCCGGACGAACAAGUGGGUUUAUUUCCAAAAUGUGGGCCACAGCAGAAGCAGCCAAGAUGGAUCCCAGGUGCACCAUGGGACUGAGAAUCACUCUGUUUGUGGCAGCCCUCCUGCUUUCUGGUGCUGCCUCCCACAAGAGUCAGGCUUAUUUCAAUGAGACUGCAGACCUGCCUUGCCGAUUUACAAACUCUCGAAAUAUAAGUCUGGGGGAGCUUGUAAUAUUUUGGCAAGACCAUCAAAACUUGGUUUUGUAUGAGUCAUAUUUAGGCAAUGAAAAGCCUGACAAUGUGGAUGCCAAGUAUAUGGGUCGCACAAGCUUUGACCAGGAUAAUUGGACCUUGAGACUUCACAAUGUUCAGAUCAAGGACAAGGGCUCCUAUCAAUGUUUCAUCCAUCACAAAGGGCCCAGAGGAUUUGUUCCCCUAUUCCAGAUGACUUCUGAGCUGUCGGUGUUUGCUAACUUCAGUGAACCUGAAAUAAGUCCACUUUCUAAUAUAACAAGACAGUCUGGCAUAAAUUUGACCUGCUCAUCUAGUCAAGGUUAUCCACAACCUAUAAGAAUAUCUUUUUGGCUAAAAACCAAAAAUUCAACUGUUGAGCAUGAUGGUGUCAUGGAGAUAUUGCAGGAUAAUGACACGGAACUGUACAACGUCUCUACCAGCUUGUCUGUUCCGUUCCCUGAUGACACAAGCAACGUCACCAUAGUCUGUGUCAUAUACAUGGACUCAAGGGAGACUCUGUUUUUCUCUCCACCUUUCAAUACAGUUCUUCCAGAUCCCUCACCUGUCAUAGACCAAAGGCACUUCGUUGCCAUUGCCCUUGUACUCUUGACCGGAUUUGCGCUAGUGUUCCUUCUAAUAAAGUGGAUGAUGAAGAAGAAGAAGAAGAAGAAGCAGCAGACUACCAGCUCUCGUGAAGGUGAUCAAAGCCAUCAACACGGAGAGUGAAGAGACCAAAGAAAGAGAGAAAAGUCACGUACCCGAACAAGAUGACGAAGAAGCCCCAUGUGUCCUUCACUGUUCAAAGAUACCCUCGGGCAACAGAAAUGCUACACACUUUUAAUUAAAGCACAAAUUCCA
Messenger RNA from Sciurus carolinensis (gray squirrel), 1148 nucleotides. RefSeq names its product CD86 molecule (gene Cd86). Bases 99 to 1016 code for a protein of 305 amino acids. Lineage: Eukaryota; Metazoa; Chordata; Mammalia; Rodentia; Sciuridae. Gene Ontology annotation, biological process: immune response; negative regulation of T cell proliferation; positive regulation of T cell proliferation. The transcript has 7 exons. Gene Ontology annotation, cellular component: external side of plasma membrane. The record is from RefSeq and is a predicted model, not a curated record.